This is a messenger RNA of Klebsormidium nitens, 2199 nucleotides long. NCBI's taxonomy places the organism in Eukaryota, Viridiplantae, Streptophyta, Klebsormidiophyceae, Klebsormidiales, Klebsormidiaceae. The record is from the annotation of a GenBank genome assembly.
CCAGUCCGAUGACAACCUGUUUGGAAUUGCUCGUUGAAUGCAAAGCCUCAGGAAAUAAAAUGGAGGGGGCUUGCAUGCUCCUUUCCUCUGCAAGGCACGCCCUUUGGUUCCAGAAAAGUCUGGAACAAAUGCUGCGUCGGGCAUGCUGAUAGGGGGCCCGUGUUCGUGGCUCAACAAAUCGUGGCACCGGUGGUCUUAGAUGGUGGUGCUCAAAAGCAAGCGGCAUUGAGCUGGAAACACUACCUACAUUUUGAAAAGACUAACCCUCGUUAAAGACUCCAGCGGCAAUUUGGAGAUUUGGAACUUGCUAGGUAGCACUGCAAGCAUGGAAAGUGGGGACGGCCCAUCGGUGCGCCUACCAGCACGAGCCACUCGAGGGAAGAGGCUGAACAAGCUGAUCGAGGAAGAAGACGAUGCAGACAAGGCGUUCUGGGGCCAGGAUGCAUUCAACGAGGAGGACCAAGAGGAGUACGUCUCUGAGGAGGAAGAGCAGGACGUGUUCGACAGCGACUUUGAUGAUGACGAAGAUAUGGAGGACGAUGGUGAGGAAGAGGCAGACGAGAGGCCGCAAAGAAAGCGGAAAGCCCCGCCUGGGGCCGCCCCAAAGCGCCCCGCGCGCAAGGCCGCAACUGCUGCCAAGGCCGCAAUCACGCCCAAGACUCAGACCAAGUCCUUUGAAGCCGUGUUCCAAGACAGACUGGACGGAAUCAAACCAGACAAGAGCACUCCGAAGGCAAAGGCCGCCACGCCAAAGCGCCCCAGGGCAGAGCAGGAUUUCGAGUUGGCAGAGGCUGGAUUCGAGCGGCGGUCCAAGCGGGCAGUAGUGGUCGAGAGGAACGUGGAGAGGGAGCAGGAGGAGCGGCAGAGGGCCAAAAGCAGAAAACCGGUGCCGAAAAAGAAGCCGGUGGUGGAGGAGCGGCGGCUGACGCAGGAGGAGAUGCUGGCGGAGGCUGCGCAGACAGAGAUUGCGAACCUGCAGUCGCUGGAAAUCAUGCUGGCGCGCGAGGAGGAGAUCAAACGGAAGGCUAUCAUCCACAAGGAGGCGUUCGCAGGGCCGCAGAUCCGGUACCACUCGAAAGACGGUCACACCGUGCUCGAGUUCACCCGCAUGGACGCCUUUCCUGACGUCAUCAAUGCGAAAGCGGCCCCCUAUCCCCUAAGGUCGGUCUGCGCCGUCACGGGUCUGCCCGCCAAGUACAAAGAUCCGCUGACAGGCCUACCGUACGCGACUCUCGAGGCCUUCAAGACGCUGCGCGAAAGGUGGAGCGACCGCGGCAAGCGCCCCCGGCCCGCCAGCACCGGUGACGAGGCCUCCGGCCGUCGGCGCGCGAAGCUGGACGCCGUGGACAACGUCAAGCUGUCGAGCGCCGCGCUGGGGCUCAAGCGGGGCCCCCAGAAGAGCGUGCGGGGCCGCCCUUCGCGGCGAGCUUCGCCCCGGGACGGCGUUUCCCCGGGCACUUCCAGCGCAGAAGAGCGGUCGCUGGGGCCCGCGUCGCCUGCCGAUCUGCCCCCCAGCCGCCUGUCGGUGCAGUCAGGGGCGGAGCAGCCACUCAGUGCGUCGGAGCAGCCUGUUACUGCGGAGCAGCGAGUUAGUGCGUCGGAGCAACACGCGCCGACGGUCGGUUCUGCGCAAACGUUUUCUGCGUUUGCCGCGGAACAGCCCUUGCCGAGCCUUCAAGACGUCACGCUGGACGACUUUGAGGUUGGCAUCGAGACAGCGGCCGGAGAUGAGGAACCCGGGCGAUCGAGCGGUCCCGAGGUAGGGAAUGCACAAGAACUUCGAGGGGAGAACGCGAUCCUUGUUGCUGGAGAAAAGAGUGACCCGGCGAAGAGGGGUCAGCCGGCAAGUGCGCCCGAGCGGCUUCGAGAAGGCGGAGAAGCCGCAGCUUUGGAUGCUGUAGAUAGCGUGGUCGGGAUAGACGGAGAAGCCGGUGUCAGACUUGAUCCGCAAGGUUUGGGUACGGUUAAGGAGGACGUCACAGGAACGCCUCUAUCGACAGCGGCUGCGGCAGUGACUCGGUAUCCGCAAGCUGAUGCUGAAGAAACGGGGUGUCCUGUUGGACAGGUGCGGACAGACGGGAGUGGUAGCGCCGCGCCAAAUCACGAUUCGGACGGAGGGUUGACAAUACGCACUGCCCCGAAUAAACCCGCAAUUGAUCAAGCCCUCUUGCAGUGAGUUUUGAUUGAUCGGAGCAUGGA